AUACUCCAGACAGGAGAGCAGGCCACAGAGGGACAGUGGGUGGAAGAGAGACGAGGAGAGCAGAGCAACAUGGACUUUCCUACCACGGUGAUAUUAGUCGGGCUCAUAGUAGCUCUACUGUGGGUUUUAACAGUGAAGAGCAGGAGGAAGUAUAAUUUACCUCCAGGACCUGUUGCCCUCCCUCUCGUAGGGAACCUGCCGCAACUGGACAAAAAUGCACCUUUUAAAAGUUUCCUCAAGCUCAGUGAAACCUACGGUCCAGUGAUGACCUUGCACAUGGGCUGGCAGAGGACGGUGGUUCUGGUCGGGUAUGAUGCAGUGAAGGAGGCGCUGGUGGACCAAGGGGAAGACUUCAUGGGCAGAGGGCCGCUGCCGUUUCUGAUGAGAGCCACCAGGGGCUACGGUCUGGGGAUCAGUAACGGGGAGCGAUGGCGCCAGCUGCGACGCUUCACCCUGUCGACCCUCAGAGACUUUGGGAUGGGACGUAAGGGCAUGGAGGAGUGGAUCCAGGAGGAGAGCCAGCACCUGAGGGAUCGCAUCGACUCAUUCAAAGCCGCACCCUUCGACCCGACCUUGCUGUUGAGCUGCACCGUGUCCAAUGUGAUCUGCUGCAUGGUGUUUGGCCAACGCUUCAGUUAUGAAGACAAGCAGUUCCUAAAACUUCUCAACAUCAUGUCUGAGAUGUUAAAGUUUGAGAGUAGUCCUCUCUGUCAGAUGUACAACGUCUUCCCCUGGCUGAUGGAGCGUCUUCCCGGCCGCCAGCACUACUUUUUUGCCCGAAUUGAUGAGUUGAGAGAUUUUAUCAAGACAAAGAUCAACGAGCAUAAAGACACACUGGACCCCAGCUCUCCACGAGACUUCAUCGACAGCUUCCUCAUCCGAAGUGAGCAGGAAAAGAACAAGCCAACAACAGAGUUCCACCACGACAACAUGGUGUCGACAGUGUUUAACCUGUUCCUGGCGGGAACAGAAACCACAAGCUCCACCAUCAGAUAUGCCCUCAGUGUGUUCAUCAAAUACCCAGACAUACAAGAAAAGAUGCAGCAGGAGAUUGACAGUGUUGUCGGAAAGGACAGGUGCCCCAAAAUGGAGGACAGGAAGUCCCUUCCCUUCACAUAUGCUGUCAUCCACGAAGUGCAGCGUUUUCUGGACAUCGUCCCCCUCAACCUCCCUCACUACACACUGACGGACAUUUCUUUCAGGGGUUACACAAUCCCCAAGGACACUACCAUUAUUCCCUUGUUGCAUUCUGUGCUCAGAGACGAUAAACAGUGGGCGUCUCCCUGGACCUUCAAUCCUCAGCACUUCCUGGACCCAGAUGGAAACUUUAAGAAAAAUCCUGCGUCCAUGCCAUUUGGUGCAGGGAAGAGGGCAUGUGUUGGUGAGUCUCUGGCUCUUAUGGAGCUCUUCAUCUUCCUGGUGUCUCUGCUGCAGCGUUUCACCUUCUCCUGCACAGACGGCCCCGACAGCAUCGACAUGUUGCCUGAGUACGGCAGCUUCGCCAACUUGCCUCGCAGAUACAAGGUCAUCGCUGCACCGCGGAUACUCCAGACAGGAGAGCAGGUCACAGAGGGACAGUGGGUGGAAGAGAGACGAGGAGAGCAGAGCAACAUGGACUUUCCUACCACGGUGAUAUUAGCCGGGCUAAUAGUAGCUCUACUGUGGGUUUUAACAGUGAAGAGCAGGAGGAAGUAUAAUUUACCUCCAGGACCUGUUGCCCUCCCUCUCGUAGGGAACCUGCCGCAACUGGACAAAAAUGCACCUUUUAAAAGUUUCCUCAAGCUCAGUGAAACCUACGGUCCAGUGAUGACCUUGCACCUGGGCUGGCAGCGGACGGUGGUUCUGGUCGGGUAUGAUGCAGUGAAGGAGGCGCUGGUGGACCAGGCGGACGACUUUACGGGCAGAGGGCCGCUGCCGUUCCUGAUGAAAGCCACCAGGGGCUACGGUCUGGGGAUCAGUAACGGGGAGCGAUGGCGCCAGCUGCGACGCUUCACCCUGUCGACCCUCAGAGACUUUGGGAUGGGACGUAAGGGCAUGGAGGAGUGGAUCCAGGAGGAGAGCCAGCACCUGAGGGAACGCAUCGACUCAUUCAAAGCCGCUCCCUUCGACCCGACCUUCCAGUUUAGCCUCACAGUGUCCAAUGUGAUCUGCUGCAUGGUGUUUGGGGAACGCUUCUGUUAUGAAGACAAGCAGUUCCUGCAACUCCUCAACAUCAUAUCUGAAACGUUACAGUUCGGCAGUAGUCCUCUGGGUCAGAUGUACAAUGUCUUCCCCUGGCUGAUGGAGCGUCUUCCUGGACGCCAGCACUACUUUUUUGCCCGAAUUGAGGAAGUGAGAGAUUUUAUCGAGAUGAAGAUCCACGAGCAUAAAGACACACUGGACCCCAGCUCCCCACGAGACUACAUCGACUGCUUCCUCGUCCGAAGUGAGCAGGAAAAGAACAAUCCCACGAAUGAGUUCCACCACGACAACUUGGUGUCGACAGUGUUGAACCUGUUCCUGGCGGGAACAGAAACCACAAGCUCCACCAUCAGAUAUGCCAUCAGUGUGCUCAUCAAAUACCCAGACAUACAAGAAAAGAUGCAGCAGGAGAUUGACAGGGUUGUCGGAAAGGACCGGUGCCCCAAAAUGGAGGACAGGAAGUCCCUCCCCUUCACAGAUGCUGUCAUCCACGAGGUGCAGCGUUUUCUGGACAUCGUCCCCUUCAGCCUCCCCCACUACGCACUGACGGACAUUUCUUUCAGGGGUUACACAAUCCCCAAGGACACUGCCAUUAUUCCCUUGUUGCAUUCUGUGCUCAAAGACGAGAAACAGUGGGCGUCUCCCUGGACCUUCAAUCCUCAGCACUUCCUGGACCCAGAUGGAAACUUAAAGAAAAAUCCUGCUUUCAUGCCAUUUGCUGCAGGGAAGAGGGCGUGUGUUGGUGAGGCUCUGGCUCGUAUGGAGCUCUUCAUCUUCAUGGUGUCUCUGCUGCAGCGUUUCACCUUCUCCUGCACCGACGGCCCCGACAGCAUCAACCUGGUGCCCGAGUACAGCAGCUUCGCCAACUUGCCUCGCAGAUACAAGGUCAUCGCUGCACCGCGGUGAACCGAGGAGCUCCAUGCUGAAUAUAACCACGACUGUUACUGAUGGCGCCAGCUGGUACGUUUCCCCCUGUCAACUCUCAGAGACUUUGGGACGUUAGGGCAUGGAGCAGUGGAUCCAGAAGAGGAGCCAUCACCUCAGGGGUUCGCAGAGACUCAUUCAAAAGUGUGUUUGCAGUCAGUUAAUGUGGAUCAGGAAUAAUGCACAACCUGAGCUUAAUUAGUUUAGAGCUUUAUCUUACCCCUGAUAACGAAGUCACUCUGAGAAUAAAGAAAACUGUAAAAAAAACUUUUAUUGUUGCGUUUC
This is a messenger RNA of Platichthys flesus (European flounder), 3390 nucleotides long. RefSeq lists its product as uncharacterized. The record is from RefSeq and is a predicted model, not a curated record. Gene Ontology annotation, biological process: xenobiotic metabolic process. Gene Ontology annotation, molecular function: iron ion binding; oxidoreductase activity, acting on paired donors, with incorporation or reduction of molecular oxygen, reduced flavin or flavoprotein as one donor, and incorporation of one atom of oxygen; heme binding. NCBI's taxonomy places the organism in Eukaryota, Metazoa, Chordata, Actinopteri, Pleuronectiformes, Pleuronectidae. Bases 70 to 3087 code for a protein of 1005 amino acids. Gene Ontology annotation, cellular component: cytoplasm; intracellular membrane-bounded organelle. The transcript has 18 exons.